CCCCCCAUCUUGACACCAACACUGCUGCCGCCCACACCCUCAACCCUCUGGAAGAUCUGCCAUCUGAGUGAAGGGUCUGUCUCUCCUCCCAGGAUUACAAUAAAACCCGUCAUCAUGCCUGUGGGAACACCUGCCCCCGUAAACAAGCGGAAAAAGCCCUCCAAGAUCAUAACUGACCUAUCACAUGUCACUCAGGAUGAGUAUGAGUCAGAACCAGAGGCAUCCGAGUUUGACCUGGGAACAAAGAUCAGGACUCCCAAGGACAUCAUGCUGGAGGAACUUUCCUUAAUGAACAACCGAGGCUCUAAGAUGUUCAGGAUGAGGCAGGAGAGGGUCAAGAAUUUCAUCCAUGAGAACAACCCUGACAUUUUCAGCAGUGAGUCGAUGGAAGACCUGCAGAAGUUUGUUGGAGGUGAGAUGGGAGGUCACAUGAUAAAUGUCGGUGGGCAUUUUGUCAGCAAAGAAGCUAGGCAUCUGCAUCAUGUAGGGGUACAUGUCGGAGGAGGGCCCCCCGUUCCUCCUCCAAAGCCUGGAAGCAAAGGUGCAGGAGCAGGUGGGGCAGGAGGAGCAGGAGGUGAAGGAACAGGUGGGGGUGACCAUGGAAAAGGAGAAGGAGCUAGUGAGUGGACUCCACUAAAAGGGGGUGGAUCAGACGAUAUGAAUAAGAAGCCUGUUUAUAUAAAGACGUACAUCUCACCAUGGGAGAAGGCCAUGAAGGGUGAUGAGAUUCUGAUAGCCACUCUGAAAACUGGAAUGCCUGGUCCACAUGAGCACAAGGAUGUCCCCAAGUUCAAAAGCUUCAACAGGAGUGCCAUCCCCUUCGGCGGCUUUGAAAAGGCCAACCUGUUAUUGAAAUUCCAGCUGCCAGCUGAGCCGCCCAAACAGGAGCCCGAACCAGCAGUGGUGUACAAUCAGGAAGUCGGUGGCCGACCUACCUUCAACCGCACUCCUAUUGGCUGGGUGGGUAGCAGUGAGCCCACUAGCAUUCAUUUGGAUAUGGAUGUGCCCUUUGAUGGAGAGACCGAUGAGCUGUAAAAAAAAUUAAUUAAAAAAAUACACAUACUUUCAUUACACUCACUAUGCACAGACACACAUGCAAGCAUAAAUGCAUGUUAACAUUUUAGCAUUCACAAGAAUGAUAGAUGAGCUUACACUUAACUGUUAUAUUGAUGAAUUUGAAUCUCUCAGUGUGAAUAACUGAUGGCAUACAUGACAUGUGGUAAUGUUGUUGCUCUGUGUUUGACUGUAAGGCAAAGAAAUUAAAUGUGUUUGAUAAGUUCAUAAACUGAGCCAGCGUACUCCUUUAAUUUGUCAGAAAAAAUGUUGUCUGUGAAAUGUUGCUGAUUUUGUGAACAAGUAAAGAAUGAAAGCUUUUUGAAGGAUAGAUUUAUGCUGAUGUUACUGUUGUGCAUGCUGUCUGGAUGUCAACUUGUUAUCACAUGUUAUUUCCCAGUGCCUUUUUUGUUGUUAAGAUCCUCUGAAUCUUUUUUGAGCUAUGGGCAACAAGAAUUAAUUCUGGAUGCAUGCAUAGAUUCAGUUGUUGAUGCAUUAACAACUUUACCCUCCACAGUGUCUCCACAAUAAACUUUUAAACUGUAACAAUAAUCUUGAAGAGAAUGAUUAAAAUGUCAAGGGAAGUCCUUUUG
Messenger RNA from Scomber scombrus (Atlantic mackerel), 1646 nucleotides. RefSeq names its product myozenin 1a (gene myoz1a). The record is from RefSeq and is a predicted model, not a curated record. The coding region runs from base 115 to 1035 and encodes 306 amino acids. Gene Ontology annotation, cellular component: Z disc; actin cytoskeleton. Gene Ontology annotation, molecular function: actin binding; FATZ binding; telethonin binding. Lineage: Eukaryota; Metazoa; Chordata; Actinopteri; Scombriformes; Scombridae. The transcript has 7 exons.